This is a messenger RNA of Cherax quadricarinatus, 1907 nucleotides long. RefSeq lists its product as uncharacterized. The record is from RefSeq and is a predicted model, not a curated record. Lineage: Eukaryota; Metazoa; Arthropoda; Malacostraca; Decapoda; Parastacidae.
CGUCAGUAACCUCGCAGACACGGCGGAGGCUGGAUGUGUCUCUCCAAUUCUCUCUUCAUGAAAUGAACUGUGAUUUCUAGUUAUUGUUUAAUAGAUAAAUCUUUUGGAUGCUAAUAUAUACUGAGCGAAUUUAACUGAUUUUUCUAUAAGUGUUGAGUGAUAGAAACUAUUUCAUUCUUGUGAGCUUUACAAAGCUGAAUUGCGUAAAAGAAAAGCACACUUUAUUUUUUCAUAAUAUAUAUAGAGAGUGAAUAACAAGGUUGAAGAAGUUAGCCGAGAAGACAAGUCAGUACUUGGAUCACCUGCUCAAGGACAUUAAGUACGAGGACUGUCAGGACUAAGGAUGGGGCAUGUAUGGCGAGGAGGUGUUCCCAGUGGUUGUGCAAAUGGAGAGUGUUGGGUGCCCAGACUGGUGUAUAUAGCAGCUCUUCUACUGUUGGUACCUGCUGGCCAAGCUGCCAGUCUCUCACACGAGUACCACACCACCUCCAACCAUGACAUCUCCGUUAACGAAAUUGAAGCAUUUGUGAAGAAAUUGCAGUAUGAAGCUGUGAAUGGUGUGGACAACAGGGUAGAUGGUGAAGCAGUGUCCGUUAACCUCAAUCUUCUACCAGACGACGUCAUCGCAGAAGACAUCCUGGACGGUCUGCAGGAGGAGUUCUCCUCUGUUGGUGAGAUGACACUUUUUAUGUAUGUGUAUAAGGAGCUGAGUGACAACUCUACUAAAUCAGUCAACUCCACAACAAAUGGACCCCAAAGCCGCCAGCUGUCUCUCAUCUUCCAAGGGGUAUAUGCCCCUGAUGCACGCUUCAAUGCCUUUGUGGAUGGUGUCAUGAUUAAUAUGGUGGCAGAAAUGAAGAGGAAAAGAAUGGACCCACUCUACUUCCGGGUAUAUGACCGUGGCAUUAUUGAACAUGUCACAACAAGUGAAGUGCGAGGCAGUCGACAAGAUGAGUCAACAACUGUGUCUUCUGUCAACUCUGCUUCCAAGAAUGGAAGGCAACGUGGCAGUGCUAUUGGAGGAGGAGUGAUUCGUGGAUUAACCAAUGUUAAGCGCUUUGGUAAUGCUGAAGUUCAGAUUGCUGGAAACUUAACCCUGAUUCGUGCACACUGGCUUACUGGGCCUCUUGACUUGAUCAUAGAUUACCGUUCAAGUCCAGGUAUCACCAGAGUCCGUACUGUCCUCCAGGCUGUCCAGUUAGAUACACUGACCACUAUAGACCGAUUUGGUGCUGAAAUGUCAGAUUUUCAUAUCGUAAGUCCGGCCGAGUACGAGGUACGUCUUGUGGGAGCCAAAAGUGAGCGGUACCACCGAAUCAGUCAGUCUGCUCUUCUGAGACUCUUCAAACCAACUGGUCGACUGGAACGUAGGUUAGAGAGAGUUUAUGUCCGAGCACGAUCCCGACGUAUACCUGAUGUUGUGGCUAGGAAUCAAAGAAGAAACAACAGACGAAAUAGGAACAAAAAUCAGCAAGAAUCAUCCAACACAAACAAUGGAGAUGCAAAUAUAAAUGGUCAAGAUAACAGAAAAAAUAAUCAGAGGGGCAGUAGUAAAGAAGGUACACAGAAAGAAAAUUCAGGGGAACCUUUGGAAAUACCUGAACUUCCUUGAAUACUGUAAAUGCAUAAUAUGUUUAUUAACCCUUAAACUGUCCAAAUGUAGAUCUACAUUUUCACCGCCAGUGCUCCGAGUAUUUUUUUUUUUUUUAAAUGAAAGAGGGCAGUUUUCUGUGUAAUGAAAACAAAAAUUUUUUAGUAUCAGUACUUAUCAAGAUAUAAGACUGCGAAGUCCGGACACUCACCUGGUGGUAACAGAGUCCUGCCGCUUGCAGAAGUGUUGCCAAUAUACUUUUCUCGUUUUUAUUUUUACAUAACUUUUGUUCUAAUAAUUACAGUUUAUAGUAGUU